AUGUCGCACAGAAAUGUGCCGGCGGCCAUCUAUUCCUCUGAUGCAGCCCGCGAUUCCACAACGACUUCGAGUGCGACGACAGAAAAAUAUCCAGCAAACAACUCAAUGUAUCAACCGUUUCCUGAGGUCGUGACCCAGCCACCUUCUCAACCUCUGCAGUCUCACCAGCAGCCAGGGCCUGUCUACCAUCAACAGCAAUAUCAAUAUACAAAUGGCUAUGCAACAGAAGCAAGCCAGCCACCGACACGUCCUCUCAAGCCCAAUCCCUGGGACUUGUCGCCGCUUGCAUUCGGACUAUUGAUCGCAGCAAUUACCGCUCUGGUGGUAGGUGGAGUGGUGGGUGGUGGUGUUGCGGGAGCGUUAUCGGGACACGACUCGAGUUCAUCAAGUACACGUGUGUCAACGGCGACUGUCACUUCAGGCGCAACAGCAACAGCAACACAGUCAUUAUCAUCAACUACCACCUCCUCCGGCCUCCCCUCCCCAUCAUCGCUAGAAAAUUUCGUCGUCCCUGAGCCCUACUACGUCGAUACGUUGCAAAACCCCGGCUGUGCAGACAGCAACUCGCGUAUCGACGUUCAACACGACGCCUCUUUCGAUAUCUUUUGCGGUCUCGACAUGAUAAACCAUGUUGCCGAUGAAAACAACCCUGACUUGCAGGUUGCUGAUGUUGUGGGGCUGUUCGCUUAUAGCCUUACCGACUGUCUGUAUGCUUGCUCGAACGCGAUAUAUUUCAGACAGUUGUACGGUCAAGAUAGCGCAAGCGGAAACAUGCAGACGUGUGCCGGGGUUACCUGGGAUUAUCAGAUGGCAUCUAGCAACUCUUCGAAUUAUGCCAAUUGA
Molecule: messenger RNA, 843 nt
Organism: Cladophialophora bantiana CBS 173.52
Lineage: Eukaryota; Fungi; Ascomycota; Eurotiomycetes; Chaetothyriales; Herpotrichiellaceae
Exons: 2
Coding region: 1-843 (280 amino acids)
Source: RefSeq, a predicted model, not a curated record